GCAAACUUCAAUGUCUUGACUUUAGUAAUUGUAUAAUUCGUCUAUUUGUCAAAUUUCAAGCUGUAAUAAGUCUUCCAUUCACAUCCGUUGGUUGCUGAGAUUGUAGAUACUAACCAGGCUUACAAGAAAGGUGAAGCCAAUAAUUUUGCAUCCCAGCGAUGUACACAGACUUCCUUUAUAUCCUCUCACUAUUUAUCAUCACGACCCUCGUAUUGCUCUACAUCCCGGGUUCCUUGUGUCAAAAUGGUGGGGAAUAUGCAUCCUGUGGUGCUUCAUUUCAGUGUGCCGGAAUCCGGGAAAUAAGUUAUCCAUUCUUUGGUGGUAAUAGGCCGGAGUAUUGUGGAUAUCCAGGUUUCCAGCUCAGUAAUUGCCAAGGCGAUGUCCCAAUACUUACUAUUUCAUCAAGACAAUAUCGUGUCCUGGAAAUCAAUAAUUUCACAAAGACGGUUAGAGUUUCAAGAGAGGAUUUAUGGAACAUCAUUUGUCCCAGAUUUCUUUACAACACAACCUUGGAACAAAAUAUCUUUCUGUUUUCCCCCAAUUAUCCAAACGUUACUCUACACUACGGUUGCUCCACAUCUAGUGGUCAGCCUGCACCACGGUCCCCACAUAUGUUCAACUGCACCGUGAAUGGAACCAACAGCGAAAAUUUGUUCACAAUAGGAGAAGAUUCACCAUCUAUCCCUGGAUUUGAAACUGGUAUCCGAUGUGAAACUAAUAUCUCUGUUCCAGUCAAUCAAACUGCGGCAAGGCUCUUGGCAGCUUCUUCAGCUUCAAUCGUUCUUCUCCAGGACGCUCUUGCUAGUGGCUUCUCAUUGCAGUGGUCCGCGAAUAAUAUCGUUUGUGAAAAUUGCAUUCGGUCAGGUGGUGUAUGCGGAACUAAUCGGGAUUCUCUAUCAUUUGCUUGUUAUUGUACUAAUGGAACUUUUGCGUCAAUUUGCAACAGUACUUCAACUGGAAACAAUACUCAAACCGGAACCGGAAAUGGAUCAAAGAAAGGGCUUGAUGAUAAGUGGAAGUAUGUAAUAGGGGUGUCACUCGGCAUACCUAGUAUCAUUGCAUCGUCCAUCAUCAUAUUCUGCUACCUUAAACGACAAUGUUCAUCAUGGGAGUCAAUACACGAAAACAAUCGAAAAGUGGAAACAUUUUUACUAAAGCACGGAUCGCUUGCUCCGAAAAUAUAUAACUACUCGGAAAUUAAAAAUAUAACCAAAUCCUUCUCUAAUAAGCUUGGUCAAGGAGGAUAUGGUAGUGUGUACAAAGGAAUGCUACCUAAUGGUCGAUUCGUUGCUGUCAAGGUUUUAAAUGAGGUAAAAGGAAGUGGAGAAGACUUCAUGAAUGAAGUUGGUAGCAUCAGUAGAACUUCUCAUGUCAAUAUUGUCAAUCUCUUAGGAUUUUGUUAUGAGAGAAAUAGAAGAGCAUUAGUUUAUGAAUUUAUGCCCAAUAAAUCAUUAGACAAACUAAUGUACAAGAGUGGAUCACCCAAUUCAGAAGGCCAUUUAGAGUGGAAAACACUGUACCAGAUUGCUCUUGGGGUCGCACAAGGUUUAGAGUAUCUUCAUGGAGGUUGCAAUACAAGAAUUAUACAUUUUGACAUUAAACCCCAGAACAUUCUUUUAGAUGAAGACUUCUGUCCAAAAAUUUCAGAUUUUGGCCUUGCUAAAUUAUGCGGAAAGAAGCAGAGUAUUUUGUCAACAGUUGGUACAAGGGGCACUAUUGGUUACAUUGCCCCAGAAGUUUUCUGUAGAAAUUUUGGAGGAAUGUCUUAUAAAUCCGACAUUUACAGCUAUGGGAUGAUGGUUCUUGAAAUGGCUGGAGCAAAGAAAAUCGUUGAAGUCGGAUCGACCAAGUCGAGUGAAAAUUAUUUUACCGACCAAGUUUAUGAACUCAUAGUAGUUCGUGAAACAAUGAAAUUUGAUGAAUUCAUGAGCAGCGAAGACAAAGAAACAGCAAGAAAGAUGUUUUUGGUAGGUUUUUGGUGCAUCCAAACUACUCCAUCAGACCGUCCAUCAAUGACAAAGGUAAUUGAAAUGCUGAAGGGAAGUUUUGAAUCAAUAGAAAUUCCACCAAAGCCAUUCUUGUUUUCACCUAGGAUGCCGGUUCAAGAUUUUUCCUCAUCAUUGUCAACAUAUCUAGAUAGGGAAAGUUAGCUCAGGCUACAAAUGGUUUCUAGCAUCGAUGUUUAAGAAAUCAUUUCUCAUAAUUGUUAUGCUUCUUGUUUACGUUAAUUUGACUUAACAUAUGCAUAUUCUUCACUGUAACUUAGAAAUUUUAUAUAAAUCCAUUAAACAAGUUCAUUAGAA
This is a messenger RNA of Olea europaea var. sylvestris, 2303 nucleotides long. Its product is annotated as LEAF RUST 10 DISEASE-RESISTANCE LOCUS RECEPTOR-LIKE PROTEIN KINASE-like 2.1. Gene Ontology annotation, biological process: protein phosphorylation. Gene Ontology annotation, molecular function: ATP binding; polysaccharide binding; protein kinase activity. The transcript is spliced from 3 exons. Lineage: Eukaryota; Viridiplantae; Streptophyta; Magnoliopsida; Lamiales; Oleaceae. The coding region runs from base 159 to 2150 and encodes 663 amino acids. The record is from RefSeq and is a predicted model, not a curated record.